This is a messenger RNA of Harmonia axyridis, 1565 nucleotides long. RefSeq names its product DNA polymerase delta subunit 2 (gene PolD2). Bases 168 to 1472 code for a protein of 434 amino acids. The transcript is spliced from 3 exons. Lineage: Eukaryota; Metazoa; Arthropoda; Insecta; Coleoptera; Coccinellidae. The record is from RefSeq and is a predicted model, not a curated record. Gene Ontology annotation, biological process: DNA strand elongation involved in DNA replication; DNA replication. Gene Ontology annotation, cellular component: delta DNA polymerase complex. Gene Ontology annotation, molecular function: DNA binding.
AUUUGAAUGUUAACCUAGAACAAUAGAAGGGUAUUAUUUGUUAUUAUUCACUAUAAAUAUUUCAUGUUUCCUUUCUGAGUUUCCCGCAUGAUAUUUCUUGCUUUUACAAAAGUAUCUUUUUUAAUAUAUAUCAUCAAUAUAUUCCAUAGAUUUGAAAGUAGCAGGAAAUGGACAAUACAUUAGUGAAAAGAUCUUCUGUUAUAUAUGAAAAUCAUUCGAAGAAGUUCAUAACAUCAACUAGAAAUUACAAAAAACAAUAUUGCAGUAUAUAUUUAACUCGCCUUGAACUUAUGCGGAAUGUUCUUAUUCAAAAAGCUAAAGAGAAAUGGGGAGAAGAAUAUCUCAUUGUGAAACUACAUAAACUUUCAGAAACAGACUGUGAUAAAUGUAUAGUCAUUGGAACAUUAUUUAAGGAUCAGAAACUCAAACCAUCCAUUGUUAAACAACUAUCAGAAGCUAAUCAAUUAGUUCCCCAGCCAAUACUCACUAAUUUCACUGAUGAUUCAGAUGUUUUAUUGAUUGAAGAUGAAUUGCAGAGGUAUCAGAUAUUAGGAAACUUGAAAAAAGAGGAGCUCGUUACAGGUAUAACAUGUGCCUUAUUAGGUUCUGAUAUUGGUAAAGGAAAAUUUACAGUCGAGGACUAUAUAUUUGUGGGUUUUCAUAAUCAGAUACAACGUCCUCUUUUUGAACACAAUAUUUAUGUUUUGUUUCUGAGUGGAUUAGAUUUGGUUCAUUUAGAGAAGACUAAUAUAUUUUUACAAAUUAUAAUACAAUGGCUGUCUGGUUUGAUACUUUUAAAUCAAGAAAUUAACUCUAAAGAUAUAUGCAGAGUAAUUAUAGCUGGAAAUAGUAUAAGGACAAUUCCUGAGAAGGCUAAACCUACAAUAUCCAUGACUUCCAGAGUUCCAGAAUCGACUGAUACUAUUGAUGCUGUAAAAAUUUUAGAUGGAUUCUUAGUCAAUCUAUGCCAAAUUAUUGAUGUCGAUAUUAUGCCUGGUGAAAAUGAUCCUUCAAAUCAUAUCCUGCCACAGCAGCCUCUCCAUCACUGUAUGUUCCCAGAAUCUUCGAAGUAUAAGUCAUUCAAUCAAGUUCCAAAUCCAUAUAAAUGUUCUUUAGGAGGUUUGACGGUGUUAGGUUCAUCUGGACAACCAAUAAGAGAUAUUUUACGUUUUUCUGAACUGAAAGAUCCUCUCGAUGCACUAGAAAGUUGUCUGAAGUGGUCCCAUUUGGCCCCAACUGCUCCUGACACAUUAGGUUGCUUUCCCUUCUAUGAAGAGGAUCCAUUCAUAAUUGACGAUUGUCCUCAUGUAUUUUUUGCAGGGAAUCAGGAGAAUUUUGGUACAAGAAAAGUGAAAGGUCCUGAUGGCCAAGAAGUAUGUUUGCUAUCAAUUCCAGAAUUUUCAACUACUUAUCAAGCAUGUUUGUUAAAUUUGAAAAAUUCAGAAUGUUUUCCAGUUUUAUUUUCAUCUUGAGUUAAGAUUAUGAAUUAAUUUUUAAUUUUUUGUUUUCUAUUGAUAUAUCAUUGUGAAUAUACAGCAUCAUUUAAAUAAACCUAAUUUUCAUUA